Messenger RNA from Rhineura floridana, 2200 nucleotides. Its product is annotated as zinc finger protein 883-like. Gene Ontology annotation, biological process: negative regulation of transcription by RNA polymerase II; regulation of immune system process; regulation of cytokine production. Bases 518 to 2110 code for a protein of 530 amino acids. The record is from RefSeq and is a predicted model, not a curated record. Lineage: Eukaryota; Metazoa; Chordata; Lepidosauria; Squamata; Rhineuridae. The transcript has 6 exons.
CUGAAUUCAAGAUGGUUGAGUAGCAAAGAAUUGUGGGGUUUCCUUUGUUAAAGUGGGAUCUUAACAGGUUAACAUUUGGCUUCUGUAUUAGAGCUCUGAGUUGGCAGUUUUAUUUCCCAGCUGCGGGUAAUCAGAGGCCCACCCUUGUUGUUGUUGUUUUGUGCCUUCACGCCCUGGAUUUGCACCAGGGGCAGAGCCUGCGAGAAGUUUGCCCAGAGCGCGCCUGGCAUUCAGUCCUCCAGCGGGGAAAGGAUCUGCGCUCUGCUUCCUAGAGAGGCAGGAUGUGGUCAUGCAAAUGGGAGGGAGGGAGGCAGACGAUAGCGAAGCAAACAGGCUUGAUUAAUUUCCUAAGAGGAGGAGGAGGAAGGCUGGAUCGUGGCCAAUCGCAAGAGAAAGGAAGACGUGCAGCAGUGGGGGGUCUGGUGAACUUUGAGGAGGAGGAGGCAGCAGCUGUGCAUUUCACGGAGGAGGAGUGGAUCUCCUGGAUCCGGGCCAAAGCGCUCCGCGCAGGGAAGCCAUGGAGGAGAAUUAUGAGAUUGGAGCCUCUUUCAAAUCGGAGCUGAAUUCCUGUUUGGAAGACGGAGAGGAUCUUCUUCAGGUUCCCAAAGAGGAGGAGACCUCAGCAGAACGAGACCUCGCUUCCUGUAAGGAAGAAGGAGAAAGUCUGUUUAUCCAGGUCCCCAAAGAAGAGGAGGAGGAGACCUCAGCAGAACCAGACCUCAUUUCCUGUUGGGAAGGAGGAGAAGAUCCGGUGAUGCAGGAACCCAAAGAAGAGGAGGAGACCUCAGCAGGAUACAUUUGGGGGGUCAAGGCUGAGGGAGAACCAUCUGAAGUAUCACUGGAAAAAGCUGAGGUGCAGGGGCAGAAACUGAGGAGUCAAGAUGGAGCAAAGAGACAAGAGGAGCGACAGACGCACACAGAGGACAAACCUCAUAAAUGCUUGGAGUGUGGAAAGAGCUUCACUCAGAGUGGCCACCUUACUUUGCAUCAAAGAACUCACACAGGAGACAAACCUUAUCAAUGCUUGGAGUGUGGAAAGAGCUUCAGUGACAGUAGCACCCUUAGUAAACAUGAAAGAAUUCACACAGGGGACAAACCAUAUCAAUGCUUGGAAUGUGGAAAGAGCUUCAGUCAGAGUGGCCACCUUACUUUGCAUCAAAGAACUCACACAGGAGACAAACCUUAUAAAUGCUUGGAGUGUGGAAAGAGCUUCAGUCGGAGUGACAACCUUACUUUGCAUCAAAGAACUCAUACAGGGGACAAACUUUAUACAUGCUUCGAGUGUGGAAAGAGCUUCAGUCGGAGUGACAACCUUACUUCGCAUCAAAGAACUCAUACAGCGGACAAACCUUAUACAUGCUUCGAGUGUGGAAAGAGCUUCAGUCGGAGUGACAACCUUACUUUGCAUCAAAGAACUCAUACAGGGGACAAACCUUACAAAUGUUUGGAGUGUGGAAAGAGCUUCAGUGACCCUAGUGCCUUUAGUAAACAUGAAAGAAUUCACACAGGGGACAAACCUUAUCAAUGCUUCGAGUGUGGAAAGAGUUUCAGUCGGAGUGACAACCUUACUUCGCAUCAAAGAACUCAUACAGGAGACAAACCUUAUACAUGCUUCGAGUGUGGAAAGAGCUUCAGUCACAGUAGCCACCUUACUUCGCAUCAAAGAAGUCACACAGGAGACAAACCUUACAAAUGUUUGGAGUGUGGAAAGACCUUCAGUGACAGUAGUGCCUUUAGUACACAUGAAAGAAUUCACACAGGGGACAAACCUUACAAAUGCUUGGAGUGUGGAAAGAGCUUCAGUCAGAGUGGCCACCUUACUUCGCAUCAAAGAAGUCACACAGGGGACAAACCUUAUAAAUGCUUCGAGUGUGGCAAGAGCUUCAGUCGGAGUGACACCCUUACUUUGCAUCAAAGAAGUCACACAGGAGACAAACCUUAUCAAUGCUUGGAGUGUGGAAAGAGCUUCAGUCGGAGUAGCAGACUUAUUUCGCAUCAGAGAACUCACACAGGAGACAAACCUUAUAAAUGCUUCCAGUGUGGAAGGAGCUUCAGGUGGAGUAGCGCCCUUACUUUGCAUCAAAGAACUCACACGGGACAAACCUUAUAAAUGCUUGAAGUGUGGAAAGAGCUUCAGUCGGAGUGACCACCUUACUUUGCAUCAAAGAACUUACUCAGGGGACAAACCUUAGCAAUGCUU